This is a messenger RNA of Lampris incognitus (smalleye Pacific opah), 1497 nucleotides long. It is a transcript of the gene dntt, whose product is annotated as deoxynucleotidyltransferase, terminal. Gene Ontology annotation, cellular component: nucleus. Gene Ontology annotation, molecular function: DNA binding; DNA nucleotidylexotransferase activity; DNA-directed DNA polymerase activity. The transcript is spliced from 12 exons. The annotation marks the transcript as partial. Lineage: Eukaryota; Metazoa; Chordata; Actinopteri; Lampriformes; Lampridae. Gene Ontology annotation, biological process: double-strand break repair via nonhomologous end joining. The record is from RefSeq and is a predicted model, not a curated record.
AAAUCAUUAAUGAUAGCAGUUGUGAAGAAGCGUCUGAAGCCUGUGGGAGAUGAUGUUCAGGGACAUGGAGAGGUCAAGUUUCAGGACAUCAGACUCUACCUGGUGGAGAGGAAAAUGGGCCGCAGCAGGAGGACCUUCUUGACCCAGCUGGCCAGGUCAAAGGGCUUUGCUGUGGAAGACAAUCUCAGUGAUGGGGUCACUCAUGUGGUCUCAGAGGAAAACCAGGCUACAUGGCUGUGGACAUGGCUGAAGGAGUCUGGUCUGAGGGACUUACCCAGGAUGCAGGUGUUGGACAUCAGCUGGUUCACUGAGAGCAUGAGAGAGGGGAGACCUGUUGCUUUGGAGACCAGACACUACAUUCAGGAUGUCUCACUGAUUUUGCCAGAAGCUUCUCCAACCCCUCCUGUGGCAGCGGUUUCUCAGUAUGCUUGCCAGAGACAGACGACGACCGAAAACCACAACAAGAAGUUCACAGAUGCCUUUGACGUGCUGGUGGAGAACUAUGAAUUAAAUGACAACGACGGUCCAAGUGUGGCCUUCAGACGAGCCGCGUCUGUCCUGAAGAGUCUGUCCUGGACGGUGCGGAGUCUGGAGGCUACUAAUGGCCUGCCCUGCCUGGGGGAUCACUCCAAGACCAUCAUCGAGGAGAUUCUUCAAUACGGGUGUUCAUCUGACGUUGAGAAAAUACUCCGUGAUGAAAGGUAUCAAACACUGAAGCUGUUCGCAAGUGUUUUUGGAGUCGGACCCAAAACAGCUGAGAAGUGGUACCGGAAGGGGCUGCGGUCAUUUGACGAGGUUCUAGCAGAGCCUGGCAUACAGCUAAACCGGAUGCAAGAAGCUGGUUUUCUACAUUAUGGAGACAUCUCCAGGGCUGUCAGUAAAGCUGAGGCUCAAGCCCUGGGGAGCAUUAUUGACGAGGCUGUCCAGCGGAUCACACCACACGCCGUGCUGGUACUGACAGGUGGCUUUCGCAGGGGGAAGGAGUUUGGUCAUGACGUGGACUUUCUCCUGACUACACCUGAGCCGGGGAAGGAGGAGGACCUGCUGCUCACUGUCAUUAAAAUAUUCAGAAAACAAGGUCUUCUGCUGUAUUGUGACUACCAGGCUUCCACCUUUGAUAUGAGCAAGUUCCCCUGCCUCAAGUUCGAGGCCAUGGAUCAUUUCCCAAAGUGCUUCCUGAUCCUGCGGCUGGAGGGCAGCCGGGUGGAGGGCGGCGUCCAGCAGGAGGAGGGGGACGACCGGGGCUGGAGGGCAGUGCGGGUGGACAUUGUGUCACCGCCCAUAGACCGCUACGCUUUUGCUCUCCUUGGCUGGACGGGCUCCAGGCAGUUUGAAAGAGAUCUGAGGAGGUUUGCUCGAUGGGAAAGGAAGAUGCUUCUGGACAAUCAUGGCCUGUACGACAAAACCAAGAACAAAUUCCUGGCAGCUAAGACCGAGAAGGACAUCUUUGCCCAUCUGGGUCUGGAGUACAUGGAGCCUUGGCAGAGGAAUGCCUAG